Messenger RNA from Heteronotia binoei (common prickly gecko), 1511 nucleotides. RefSeq names its product autocrine proliferation repressor protein A-like. The transcript is spliced from 13 exons. The record is from RefSeq and is a predicted model, not a curated record. Bases 63 to 1511 code for a protein of 482 amino acids. NCBI's taxonomy places the organism in Eukaryota, Metazoa, Chordata, Lepidosauria, Squamata, Gekkonidae.
ACCUCUGGCAGGAGACACUGCCAAGCGACGAGCAGGCAAAGGGUCCAACAACGUAUUAGGAGAUGCAUUCUUUGGUCCUUUUCCUCUUUGCUGCCUGCUUGCCCCCUGUUUGGCUGAUGGACCAGAAGGCUCUGGAUGAAUUUGUGAACCUUCCUGACCCUCACUAUAAAUAUACCUUCGUGAAGAAGUUUUUUUCGCCAAUCACUACUAAUAUUAUCCUCAAUAUGACCUCCCAGAAGUGGCUGAAUGAAUCUGAAGUGGACAAACCAUACUGGAGCCAUGAACUGACAAUUGUUAUGUUCGGAAGAAUGAGACAUUUAAGAGACUCAUGUCUCCUUAUACUCCAGCCUGGUCAAAAUGAUAUUUCACCUCUAACUAGUCCUUUCAACGGGGCUGAUAUUAUUCUAGCAGCGAUGAAAUCAAAAUCGAUCGUAGCUGUGCUGAAUCCAUUUCCUUCCCAACCACUCACCUUCUAUGAUCAUCCUUUAGGAUACAAGAACAUCACCGGAUAUGAUACAGUUGCAUAUUCAUGGUGGAGGUUUAUGAAUGACCCAACUGCACCUCCACACUGGCUUGUGCAAUUCCCGAUGGUCAAGGCCGCAGUGAGAGCCAUGGACACUAUAACACACUACAUGAAGAACAAUGAUAAUAAAGUCAUUAAAAGAUUUACAUUGACGGGCAUUGCGUUGGGUGGCUGGAUCUCCUGGCUGACGGCUGCUGUUGAUAAGAGGGUUGAAGGAAUUGUACCCAUUGCCAUGGAUUUCCUGAAUUUCACUGAGAGUUUCCACCACCAAUACCGAGCAUAUUGCGGCUGGUCUUAUAUGCUGAAACCCUUCUAUGAGAUGAAUAUAACACAAGAGUUGGAUAAUCCCCGUUUCAGUGAUCUGGUUCAUCUUGUGGACCCCCUAGCCUACAAUGAGCAAUACGCAGACAUAGCCAAGCGCAUAAUCAUUUAUUCAGGGGAUGAGUUCUUCCCGCCUGACAACUCACGUUAUUACUUUUCUCAACUGGAAGGUACAAAAUAUCUUCAAAUCUUGCCAAACUCUGAUUAUGGGUUUCAAGAAACAAAAGGAAAAUAUUUCAUAACUUUCAUCCUUCCCUUCUACCUCAGAUUGGUGGAAAACAGCAAGGAAUACCUUCCCAACGUCUCCUGGGAGAUGAAAAUGACAAACACCAGUGGGACUAUCAUUCUACGUACCUACAAUGUCUACAGAGUCUAUUCUUAUCAUGCUGACACAGUUGGGGGUACCAGGCGAGACUUCAGGAUGAAGAUAGCAGCUGGCAACUCUUCUAAAAACAACCCUGUAAAAUGGAUCAAGACUGAAUUGUGGGAAACAGAAAGAUAUCAUUAUAGGAAAGAAAUGUCAAUACCAGCAAAAGGAUGGAGAGCUUUCUUCAUUCAGGUUGUGUACGCUACAAAGAUGAUUGUAACGUCAGAAAUGCUCAUCAUGCCGGACACUUUCCCAUGCUCUGACUGCAAUGGAGAUGGAUGCCGCGGUACACUGGUCUGA